Vicia villosa (hairy vetch) is the source of this 450-nucleotide messenger RNA. Its product is annotated as repetitive proline-rich cell wall protein 1-like. Gene Ontology annotation, molecular function: structural constituent of cell wall. The record is from RefSeq and is a predicted model, not a curated record. Lineage: Eukaryota; Viridiplantae; Streptophyta; Magnoliopsida; Fabales; Fabaceae. The transcript has a single exon. The coding region runs from base 1 to 450 and encodes 149 amino acids.
AUGGCUUGCAUAACCUUUCUAGUGUUACUUCUUCUUGCUCUUGUCAUUCCUCAAGGAUUUGCCAACUAUAAGAAACAUUCAAUUUAUCAACCACCGGUGGAAACACCAUCAAUCUACAAGCCACCCGUAGAGAAACCUUCCGUCUACAAACCACCUUUUAAGAAGUCUCUUGUUUACAAACCACCAGUAAAGAACUCACUUAUGUAUAAGCCACCCGUUUUCAAACCUCCUGUUUACAAAUCUCCAAUCUACAAACCACCUGUGUAUAAGCCACCCGUUUACAAACCUCCUGUUUAUGAAUUUCCAGUCUACAAACCGCCUGUGUAUAAGCCACCCGUUUACAAACCUCCUGUUUACGAAUCUCUAGUCUACAAGCCAUCAAUUGAAAAACCUUCGACUUAUAAGCCACCGAUUGGGUAUCAGCCACAAAUUUACACUCCUCCGUAUUAG